Gossypium raimondii (Peruvian cotton) is the source of this 2960-nucleotide messenger RNA. RefSeq lists its product as uncharacterized. NCBI's taxonomy places the organism in Eukaryota, Viridiplantae, Streptophyta, Magnoliopsida, Malvales, Malvaceae. The record is from RefSeq and is a predicted model, not a curated record. The transcript is spliced from 5 exons. Bases 173 to 2365 code for a protein of 730 amino acids.
GAAGAGGAAGAGCUUCUCCGUGUUCUUCUUCCUACAGUAUAAAACCAAACAAAUUAAAAUAAAAAGUUCAAACUCCCCCUCAAAAAAAAAAAAAAAAACAGCUUCAAUAAUUUCUUUUUCAGGUUUUUGUGUGUGUGUUUUUUUAAGUGGGUGUGGUUUGGUGUGGAGAACGAUGAGUGAAAGAAGUAAAGCGGCCAUGAAUGUCUUUUCAAUCCCUACACCCUCGUCUCGUUUGUCUCCUUUGGCUCGUCCGUUCACCAUCACCAGCCCUUUCAAUCGCCAUGAAUCUUUUGACCCUUUGCUUGACUCUACUUCCGGUCUUGAUCAACCCUUUCCUUACCUGAAUUUGGGUGGUCAACGUCAACAAGGCUACUGUGCUUACCACUCUGACUCUACUGCAAUUACUGCUACCCCUUUUGUCAAUGACCUUGACUUCGAGCCUAAUUCUUGUUUUAUAAACAACCCUUUCGUGGAUCCUCUAGUUCAAACCAGUUUCACUCCUAGUUCUUCAAGCUUUAGCAAUGUGGACCCAGAGAGUGGAGUGCUGGGAACUGCUACAAAUCAUCACGGGUUACAAGGGAACCUGCUUCAGCAAGGUACUACUAUUGAAGUAUCAAAACUUGUUAGUGAAACAUCUUCUGUUUUGCAUGAAAGAGAUGAUAGAAUUAGACCAGAAUACAAGGAUAAAACACUUACAGAAAGCAGUGUUUUUCGAAUGGCUAAUUCCAAAGUAAAUUUGUCGAAUAUAUGUUUGACGAAGUCGUGUUCAAUAGCAUCAGGUUUGAUCUCUUCUUCAAGACCUCAACAUACUCAGAGUCAACUGUCGUACUCAGUGCCAUUGCUGAGUACGAGUCAUUGUGAUUCAACUAUUAUUAACAAUGAGAGAUGCUUUCCCAAUCUUGCCUCUUGUGCAGCUGAAACUCUGGUUUCAUGUGCACCAAAGCAUUUUGCUUAUUCAGCUCAAACUUUCAAACCAUCAAGUGCUAGUUACAAUCCACCAAUUGUUAAUCCUGUUCCGUUAGAGAAUGUGGCUUAUGGUGGCAUUGAUGCACUCAGCAAAACGGAUUCAUAUUUUGGCUAUGUCGUGCCUGGCAUGAUUGGUAGUGAUAUGGUGCAGAGUCCCCUAGACAAGGUUGCUUGCCAAGACCUUUUAUUGAGAACUAUUGUUGAACCUGCCUGCAAUGAGACUAAAAGCCCUUCUAUUAUGGCAAAAUCCAAGCUUCAAAUUGCUUGUCCCAAUGUUCAUGAAGACUUGGCUUUAGAACAACAUGGUGCUAAAGCAGGUAUAGCUGAUGAUAAAUGUUCCAGCAACAGUGAUGAUUCGGAUGUAGAUUCACCUUGCUGGCCAGGAACACAGGCAUAUAAGUCUCUGUUUAGCUGUUCAGUGCCUGUGAAUUCAGAAGAUUCUAAGGGUCAAUCUCCUUUCAGAGUUUCAGUGUCUCCGAAAUUAGAACAUUCUAAGAAUGAAAAAGUGGCACGUAAUAGUUUAAAUCCUCUGGCACCUGUGUUUAUUCCUGCAAAUUCUAAACAAAAAGCUGAUUAUCAUCAGAAGGAUUGUCAUGGAGAUAAUUCUCUCGCUUCUCAGAAUAUUGGAGCUUUAGCUGCUAUUUCUUCAAGAGAAAAUGAAUUAUUGGGUUCUGCUAGAGCAGGCACAUGUCCUUCAGAAAGGAUCGAUGAUAUAGGAUUCCAUUUUUCUUUUGAUGCCUAUGACUCAAGACUCGAGUAUGGCAGUCCUUGCUGUUUUCAACCUCCUGGGAAAGAGAGUGUUAUCUCUGAAAGUCAGCUUGAAAAUGUUACUGGCUGCAUGGAGGGUAUUGCUAAUGCAACAUAUAAUGCGUUAGACAGUGUUGCGGACAUGGCACAGGCUGGGCAAAGUUCUAGCAUCUCAUUCCCUACAACAGAAAUUUCCCUGACUUCACAUUCAAUUGGAGAUGGUGUUUUUUCUGAUUUAACUCAAAGAUUUCAAGAGCCGCCCAAGUCUACACCUCCCAAACUUGAUGUUAAUUUAAUGAUUAAUACAAUCCAAUUUUUGUCGGAGUUGCUUCUACAGAAUUAUUCAUUUGCUUUAGGUUCAAUGAGUGAGCAUGAACAUGAUAAGAUCCUUAAUAUAAUUAAUAACCUUUAUGGUGUUAUCAGACAUUGGGCUGGUGAAAGAGGUGUAAGGCCCGAAUCAAGUCACUUGAGCACUUUAUAUGGUAAGAGACAAGCAGCUGAUCACCGUGAGAUCCAGGUUAUUAAGGAGCAUGAAAUUCCACCAGAAGCCUUAUUUUAUAGGAAACUGUGGCUUGAGGCUAAAGAAGCUUCUAACUUAAUGAAGUAUCGAGCGCAUGGCUCGCACACGAAACCAGAGCUAGAGAAAUGCUGAUCAAAAUAAAGCUGAAUAGAGGGUUAUUUAGUGCUUGAGCCCGAAUAUAAAAUGUGGGGUUGCUGAAUCAACGUGCUGUUGGAAGCGUUGUAUAUUGUGCAUGGGUGUUAAAAUAUAGAAAGUGAAUACAUUUCAGAAUGUGGUGAAGCCUUCGGAUGGAAGCUCCUGUCCUGGACUUGCAAGAUUCAAGACCUGCAAGCUACCUGACCAGGUUGAAUGAUGGUUUUAAAGUCAUUUAUACACCAAAUCUCUGAGCUCCUGGGAUCAAUAUGGGGCAGAAAAGUUGGUUAACAGAGCAUAACGAAAGAACCCCCAAGGUUCACCAUUCUAGAGGAUAUACACUUUUCAGCUUGUAGCUAAAUCCCGGCAGAAUUGUAACAUACUUCAGUUCAUGGUUGGUGUACUAAUAUUAAACUGGCUGUAUCCUCGACUAGGCCCAUUUUAUCCGAGUAAGCGUCUUGGGCUGCUUACCUGAUGGGUUUUAUACCAUCAAAUGCGUUGUUGUACUGUCUAUGCCUUGGUUUUGUUAUUUUCGUAACUGUCCACGGAUGUAAAAAUUUAAGGAUUGAGCUAAAUUCCUAGUUUUGCCCACAAA